Molecule: messenger RNA, 1738 nt
Organism: Podarcis muralis (Common wall lizard)
Lineage: Eukaryota; Metazoa; Chordata; Lepidosauria; Squamata; Lacertidae
Product: interleukin-13 receptor subunit alpha-1-like
Biological process (GO): cytokine-mediated signaling pathway
Cellular component (GO): external side of plasma membrane; membrane
Molecular function (GO): protein binding; cytokine receptor activity
Source: RefSeq, a predicted model, not a curated record
UCAUUUAUGCUCAGCCCAUAUGUAAAUCUGCUCAUAUGCCUGCUCAGCCCAUAUGUAAAUCUGUUGCUGCUGCCAGCCUUAGUAUAAUAGGGUCUUAAAAGCAGAACUAGCCCCCCACCCAGGAAUUAAGAUGAAACGAUUGCCGCCUCCAUGCCCCCACAGCUGCUGUGGCCUGAGCCCCUGAAGCUUUUCCUCCAGCUGUGGAGAGAGAUGAGCAAGCAAAGUCUUGCAUGCACUUCCCUUUUACUAAGAAUUCCAGCAAAAGGCAGGCCUUCCUCUCCAGCCUUGCUUCCUGGCUUCCCCUCCCUGACUCCGCUCCUUAAGGCAAGGAGAAACCAGCAAGCAAAGUCUUCCAUUCCCGCGUGUGCUUAAACGGUGGGGCUGACUUACAAGUGAGCGAACCACAGCUAACGCGUCAAUGAACGGAAGCCCCGCCAGCAGUCUUUCCUAUGAAAGCCAGCCCUAGGUCGAGAUCAGGAGAUGAGAUGUGGCAGGGAAACUUCAUGGGGACACUGGUGCUGUUGCUUGUCACCCUCAUUGGGGCUGUCAGAGGAGCCACGCUGACUCUUCCUCGCCCAUCAAACGUGAGUUAUACCCUCAAUGAAACACGCUGCCAGCUGGAUGUGGUGUGGACUCCUGUAAGAAUGGAAGGGGCCUGCGAUGUAAAGUAUCAGAGUGCUAUAACGACCGAUGGAGUUUGGGACGUGGAGCGUAUUCAUACAAACCACUCCCGGACAGUGCAGGUACCUCUGGGUAAAGAAGUUGUUUUCGGAGUCAGAACGAAAUGUCAGCAAGAACAGAGCCAGAAAGGAGAGUGGCUUAAUAUCUCUCUUCCACAAAACGGUGUUCCAGGUACAGGAGCGGUUAAUGUCAGCUGUGUUUGGCAAAUGGAGAGAUCCCUGGAGUGCUCAUGGCUUCGUGGAGAGAAUGCAAGUCGUGACGCAAACUACAGCUUGACUUUGUGGAUCCCAGAACUCAGAAGAGAACAGCCAUGCACCAAUUACACAAAGCAAGGUGGUGCCUUUCGAUGUGCAUUUGACUUGAAAUAUCAAUGGAUAGAACUUAGCAUUUCAUUACAAGGCAAUUCCAAGGACAUUCAACCUGUGUGUAUCCUUAGCAAAAUGUCGGGAAAAGGCAGAUUUCCAGUCAGACUGAAGACUCCAUCGAUUGUAAACAUCACAAAGAACAAUGGAGGUGUUUUUUUGAACUGGACUAAACCAUCCCUAUGGAGCAACAUGAACUAUGAAGUAGAAAUUAAUAACUCUGGACGACCAGACAUACAGCCAACUCAUAAUACUAAUAUAUCAAUUAGUCUGAAGCCUAAGGCACACCACACUUUUCGAGUGAGAGCAAAGUUCUACAGUAGUGGGGAAAUCUGGACCAGUGAUUGGAGCGAGGUGGUGGACUGGGAUGAGAGAGACCACACAUUAUAUAUCCCAUACAUUCUCGCUCCGUUAUGUGUGGCUGUCCUGACUGUCAUUUUUCUCAUUUACCGGAAACGGAUUAAAGAGAUGAUUCUUCCUACAAUUCCUGAGCCUAGAAACUUUCUGGAACAAAUGUUUGACGGGGAAAGCGAAGACUAUUCAAAAGUAAAAUCUGUCCCAGAAGACCCCAAAUUAAGCUGAGCAAAUCCAUUUGAUGGUAUUCAUGCAGCCUUCUUAGGGGAGCCAACUUGAAUAAAAUAUUGUGGGGGCUCAGGUAAGCCCCACCCUGCAUAAUUGAUCACAAGACAUGGCGA